AGUUCCAUAUCCUCCUGCUUAUAUUUCACCAUUGCUUUAUUUUAACCUUGGAUUUUCUGAUACAAACAAGUUGAGUUCUGAACAAUUAUUCGUUCAGCCAGCUAUUAGAAUGCAAUCCUUACCUCCAGUAGCUAAAUAUUUAGUUGUUGCCAGAAUAGCUUUUCCAAAUUGUACAGAUAGAUUUAUCUAUAAUGCCAGUAUGGAUGGCUUAGAAAGCUGGUUUGAAGAAGCUGAUAGAAUAGUUUGUGAGGGAGAUAUUUUCUCUAUUCCUAUAGACGAGGAAGCUGCAAGAUUAAGACCGCAAAAAGUUGAGGGGGAUGUUGAAACUUUAGAAGACAUUAAAGUUGCUACUGCUCCAUUAAAUCCAACAACUGCUGUCUAUUUUAAAAUUUCUAAAUUGAAACCUCAAAACAAGAAAAAAAUUAUGAUGUAUGGAUAUGGUAGAUUAGUUGAUACCAAAUUAACUAGAAUUGAACAAAUAGGGAUGGUGCAUUCUAGAGUUCCUGCCGUGAAACAAUAUUAUGGAAUUAGUUCCGAAAUUCCAAAAUUACCCAAUUCGAACUCAAUAUUAACAUCACCUGGAACAUCUUAUGCUAAACUUUAUGAUCUAAUUUCAUCUUGUCUUCAUCCAAAUGCCGCAACACUUAAACUUAGUUGUACGGUUCUUUUACAUGGACCUCGGGGUUGUGGAAAGAAAACGACAGUUUAUUGGGUGGCGGAAUCAGUUGGUGUGCAUGUUUUCGAAGUGAAUUGUUUUGAUUUUGCGGGAGAGACUGAUGCAAAAACAGAAACAUCACUUCGUAUGAGAUUGGAUAAGGCAGUGACAUGUUCUCCGUGCGUAUUCUUAUUAGGUCAUGUUGAUGCGUUAGCUAAGAAAAGUGCUGUUCUUGAAACCGGUCAAGAGCCGACCAUUUCAACUAUUUUACAAGAUUGUUUUAAGCAGCUUAUAACAAAUUUUCAAAAUAUAGGAUAUCCUGUAUUGGUCGUAGGUACAACAGGAGAUAUUGACAAAAUCCCCGCAAGUGUAAUUGGAUGUUUUAGGCAUGAGAUUGCUUUCGAAGCACCUUCUGAGCCUGCAAGAUUGGCUAUAUUAGAACGAUUAACGUCUGAUACACCUUUGGCUCCGGAUGUCUCAUUAUCAUCAUUGGCAACACAGACUGCUGCACUCGUACCCAAAGAUUUGGUAGAUUUGGUUGCAAGAGCUGGUUUAGCAUCGCUUGAACGGGUUGAAAUUUCUUUGAAAAAGACAAAUCAAUCCGUAAAAGAUGUGGACAUUGUCCAAGCUGGAAUUACUUUGACAGCCGCAGAUUUUGAAAAAGCUCUUAAUAAAGCAAGAGCGUCAUAUUCUGAUAGUAUAGGUGCACCAAAAAUUCCUAAUGUUACUUGGGAUGAUGUUGGGGGUCUUGCAGAUGUAAAAAAUGAUAUUUUAGAUACCAUUCAAUUACCUUUAGAACAUCCAGAAUUAUUUGCAAUUGGGAUGAAAAAGAGAUCGGGAAUUUUACUUUACGGACCACCUGGUACAGGAAAAACACUUCUCGCCAAGGCAGUUGCAACUUCAUGUUCUUUAAAUUUUUUUUCGGUUAAAGGACCCGAAUUACUCAAUAUGUAUAUCGGCGAAUCUGAGGCAAAUGUUCGACGAGUUUUUCAACGUGCUAGAGAUGCUAAACCAUGUGUGAUAUUUUUCGAUGAACUGGAUUCUGUUGCACCUAAAAGGGGAGAGAAAGGUGAUUCAGGUGGUGUAAUGGAUAGAAUAGUUAGUCAACUUUUAGCCGAGUUGGAUGGGAUGGGACAGGGUGGAGGCACAGCAGACGUGUUUGUAAUCGGUGCAACUAAUCGACCGGAUUUAUUGGAUCCAGCAUUAUUAAGACCCGGGCGAUUUGAUAAACUUCUUUAUCUUGGAGUAAGUCAAGAUCACGAAUCACAACUUAAAAUAAUUCAAGCAUUAACAAGAAAGUUCCGUUUACAUCCUUCAUUGGACCUUGGAGUUGUCGCAAAGAAAUGUCCUUUUAAUUAUACAGGUGCUGAUUUUUAUGCACUUUGUUCGGAUGCAAUGUUAAAGGCAAUGUCAAGAACAGCUGAAGCUAUAGAAACCAAAGUUGCUGAAAUAAAUGCCAAUCCAUCAUCAAAAUUUCCUAAACCUAUUAAUUCGCAAUAUUAUCUUAAUCAUCUGGCUACGCCUGAGGAUACUCUGGUUGAAGUUAAUCAAAACGAUUUCGAUAGAGCCUUAGCUGAGUUAGUACCUUCAGUCUCCGAAAAAGAAUUAGAACAUUAUAAAAUGGUAAAAAUGAGAUUUACUCAACAAGAAGUAAAUAAGUUCGAAAGGAACAAUGAACAGAAUUUGCUCGCCGAAGAAGAAUAUUCUAACAUUAACAUUAUUAGCGGUGGGAGUGGAACUUCUUGAGUCCUCGUAUUACUUUCUUGACCCGGUCAAAAUAUGCAUGAUUAUGUAUGACAAACAUAUUCUUUUCUUGACUCGAAACUCGAUAACUGAUAGUGUGAUAAACAAAAAAGAAUAUUUAAUAAGAAUAACAAUAACUUG
This is a messenger RNA of Rhizophagus irregularis DAOM 181602=DAOM 197198, 2539 nucleotides long. Lineage: Eukaryota; Fungi; Glomeromycota; Glomeromycetes; Glomerales; Glomeraceae. The record is from RefSeq and is a predicted model, not a curated record.